Giardia duodenalis is the source of this 942-nucleotide messenger RNA. RefSeq lists its product as uncharacterized. Bases 1 to 942 code for a protein of 313 amino acids. The transcript has a single exon. NCBI's taxonomy places the organism in Eukaryota, Fornicata, Diplomonadida, Hexamitidae. The record is from RefSeq and is a predicted model, not a curated record.
AUGGAUGCCUCUGAAAACCAGCCCUUGAGAGACCUCCCCGAGGCGUACCGUGCAUUCAUUACCCUUUCAAUCACGGAUAUAGUUUCCAUCUUUACAAUCUCCAAGAUUGUUCAGGAGCUCUCUGCAGAAAGCAUAGUGGAGCGCGGGGACUCUGGCCUGGGCCAAGUGCUUAAGUAUCUCAGCUACCAAGCAGACCUGGGUGCAGAGUACUUCAAGCUUGUCUCCAAAGAGUAUCCACCAAACGUGCCUGUCACGGCUUAUGAUGUGUUGUAUGUCCGUGCCAAGGCAAUGUGUCGCGGGUACACGUGCAUGGGUGCCCUGGUUUAUGAUAUCUUUCUUGUUUUUUCUCACUACAAGUAUGUUUCUGCUCUGUUCAAACUCUCGCUCGAUAUUCUUCCCCGCAUCGUGAAUCUUUUCUGCAAAAGCCUUGGAUCUCUUCCUGUUGUUUCUCAGGUGCUUUCCCUCUAUCCUCUGUUUGAGUUUUCCCCCGAAGUCUUCAAGGAGAUCGCGUCCUCCAUUGAUGUUGCCUUCCUUGCCCAGCUUCGAAAGGGAAGGGAGCAUAAAACUAAUUUGGAGCUCUUGGCAGAUUAUCUUGAAUCGAGGGACGCAUUUGACGCUGAGCUGGCAACCUUGGAGCCAUCCCUCAACCGGUCUGUGCGCUUUGCAGGGCCAAUCGUUCCAAUUGAACAUCAGCAGGCGCUCAUCAUGCUUCUGCAAGAGUUUACAGAGGAGCAGGUCAACGAGCUAGAGGACUUCUUGCUCGACACGGCGGGGCUUGAACUGGACGGAAACAAAGACCUCAUACUGGACUUUUCUGCCAUUCCUGUCGACAAGAUGCAUAUGGUAUGCGAGCAAAUCUUGAAAAUUUCAACCCAGGACCAGCAGAAGAUCUCUGCACACAGGGUUCACGUGCUAAAGACGCUGGUUCUAGGUAUGAAGUAG